Lichtheimia ornata is the source of this 732-nucleotide messenger RNA. RefSeq lists its product as uncharacterized. Bases 1 to 732 code for a protein of 243 amino acids. Gene Ontology annotation, molecular function: nucleic acid binding. The record is from RefSeq and is a predicted model, not a curated record. Gene Ontology annotation, biological process: DNA integration. NCBI's taxonomy places the organism in Eukaryota, Fungi, Mucoromycota, Mucoromycetes, Mucorales, Lichtheimiaceae. The transcript has 3 exons.
AUGCGUUUUGGCUGUCCUGAUGAAAUCGUAACCGAUCGUGGCGCUAAUUUUAUGGGCAAGUUCUUGGAUUACUACCUUGGUCGACUUAAAGCCAAACACAACUUGACUUCGGCUUUCCAUCCUCGUUCAAAUGGCAAGGUUGAACGUACCAAUGGGAUACUCAAAUCCAUGUUACGCAAGUAUGUGCAUGGUGAAAUACAUCGCUGGGAUGAUUUUCUUGACACCGCUUUGUUUGCAUGCCGCAUUCGCAAACAUCGAACGACACAAAUGAGUCCAUUUUUCAUGGUGUAUGGUCAAGACCCCAAGUUACCUGGUGAUCCAUUGCGUCCUCUUAUUACUGCUGAUGAACCACAAGAUGAUCCCCAAGCACAUGAUCGUGAAAAAGACAAGGCUCAAUGGGAUUUGCUCACCAAGAAGCAAGUUUAUUCGGUUUGGCGACUUUGUCUUGUCGACGAAAACAAAUUGAUCGAACGUAAUAACCAACUACGAGAUAUCUGCAAGUUACACAGCAUGAAUGGUGAAGCAUACAAGUCUUGGGUGCACACUGAUCGUUUACGUCCCAUUCAUAUCAACAAGGCCGAUGGUAAUCCUGACACAUGGUACGAUCCCACUGCUACAAGAGCACGUUGGCGCCAACUUACCGAUGCUGCCAAUACUAUUGCUUCCGUGUUGGUCGGGCGACCAAGAUUUUCGGGAGGGUAUUGUCGUAGGUCAUGUGACCACGUGACCUAG